Thunnus maccoyii (southern bluefin tuna) is the source of this 1025-nucleotide messenger RNA. RefSeq names its product odorant receptor 131-2-like. Gene Ontology annotation, cellular component: membrane. Gene Ontology annotation, molecular function: G protein-coupled receptor activity. Gene Ontology annotation, biological process: G protein-coupled receptor signaling pathway. Bases 39 to 1025 code for a protein of 328 amino acids. NCBI's taxonomy places the organism in Eukaryota, Metazoa, Chordata, Actinopteri, Scombriformes, Scombridae. The record is from RefSeq and is a predicted model, not a curated record. The transcript has a single exon.
UAAAAAUUAAUGUUCAUAAUAUUUACUGUUGAUUAAGGAUGAUAUGUUUUUUUGUGUAUGCCCUGUCUUUACAAAUGCUGUAUGAAGCUGUGAUCAUGAAUAACACAACAGAAGUAACACAGGUGAUGCCGUUUCGGGAACCUGUGAAAGCUUUGCUGUCCAUGCUGCCGUGUCUCCUUUUCCUGUAUGUAAACGCGGUCAUGCUGUUCGCCUUGUUGAGGAAGCCCUUCUUACUGGAGUCCUCUCGCUACAUCCUGUUCGGUCAUUUACUCAUCAUCGACACUCUCCAACUUCUAGUGACUAUGUUGCUUUACCUCUUUGCUGAGACCAUGGUCAGAAUGAUCAGCUACGUUUGUGUAACUGUCAUUCUACUUUCAGUCGUCACUUACACAAUUUCACCCAUUAACCUGGCUGUGAUGUCUUUGGAGAGGUAUGUUGCUAUUUGUUUUCCACUGAGGCACACGGACAUUACCACCAACAGGACGACGGGCAUAGCCAUCACAGUUAUGUGGAUAUUGGCCUCUUUGGACUCACUCACCCAGUUUUUCCUGUUUAUCAGUCUGGAGAACACAGGUUUCAUUCUGCAAAGUUUCUGCGCUAGAAACAAUGUCUUCCGUCUAAAGAUUUAUUCAACUGUAUAUAACGCCUUCACCGCUAUAAAUUUUGUGUUGGUGAGUCUGAUUAUCAUCUAUACAUAUAUUGCUAUCAUGAUUGUUGUAAAGUCAGCCUCGGCUAAUGUUCAUGAAGCCAUGAAGGCCUGCAAGACAGUGUUAUUGCAUCUGUUUCAGUUGUGCCUUUGUCUCAUCUCGACUCUGUUUCAUAUGAUAUCCCCCAAUAAGAUGACGACCAUAAAUACUGCAAUGGCUGUUACUACUCGGUAUGUCCUCUUUGUAAGUCUUAUUGUCUUUCCUAAGUGUUUGAGCCCACUCAUAUACGGCCUCAGAGAUGACACCCUCAGAUAUAUCUUCAGAUACUAUUUCACCUUUGGUUUCAAAGUCACUAUUAAGCCAUCUCCAAAGUCUUGA